This is a messenger RNA of Aspergillus lentulus, 939 nucleotides long. Its product is annotated as metallophosphatase domain-containing protein. Gene Ontology annotation, molecular function: hydrolase activity. The record is from RefSeq and is a predicted model, not a curated record. Lineage: Eukaryota; Fungi; Ascomycota; Eurotiomycetes; Eurotiales; Aspergillaceae.
AUGGACAAUAAAACAAUAAAAACCCGCCUCCUUCUGAUAUCAGACACCCACAACACACCCCCUUACCCCCCUCCCACCCCGCACCCCUACCGGCACCCCCUCCCAAUAGCGCACAUCCUCAUCCACUCUGGCGACCUCACAACCAUCGGCAGCUACAAAGAACACACCACCGCCCUGGCGGUCCUCAAAGCCCACCCAGCAGAACUCAAACUCAUCAUCGCCGGCAACCACGACAUCACUCUCGACGAGGAAUACUACGCCGCUCUCCCGGCGACAAGUUUCAAGACCCGGUCCGGACGCGAGGACCCCGCAGCCAUAAAGCAGCUGUAUUGCGGCCCUGAAGCUUACGACGCAGGGAUACGCUACUUGGAUGAAGGACUGUAUUGUUUUACUCUGAGUACAGGGGCGAAGGUGAGGGUGUUUGCGUCGCCGUACACGCCGGAGUUUUGUGGGUGGGCGUUUGCGUAUCCCCGGGGCAGGGAUAGAUUUAAUCCCCUCCCGGAGGGAGCAGAUGCUGCAGUAGCAGGCGCGAGCGUAGUCCCCGACUUCCCUUCUGUGGAUAUCAUGAUCACGCAUGGUCCGCCGGCGGGGGUGCUUGAUACGGUCGUGAACGGCGGGAGUGUAGGCUGCGAAGGGUUGUUUGCUGCUGUGAAGCGGGCAAGGCCGCGGGUGCAUGUCUUUGGGCAUAUUCAUGAGGGGUAUGGUGCGCUGCGAGGGGAGUGGGGAGCGGAUAUGACGUUGGGAGGGACGAAGGUGGUGUGUGAUGAGGAUAGGGUACGUGAGGAGCGAGGGGCGUAUGUGGAUGUUAGCGCUGACUCGGGGCGGCCGCUGCGGUUUGGGGAGGAGACGCUGUUUGUGAAUGCCAGUGUGCUAAAUGAAAGGUAUAGGGCUGUGAAUGCGCCGUGGGUGGUGGAUUUGGAUUUACCGGUUGCUUCCUGA